AUGGAAAGCCUUCUACGCUGGGGCAUCACGAACUCAACACCGGCAGAUGCAAACCGACCACCUCCGCAACCGCGUACAGACCUGGACCCUGGGAUCAUCGACGCGAUCCUGGGCAAAUCGGACGCGGUGCUCAUGAAGGAGGCACUGGGGAAGGCGGUGGACGAGAAGCUGGACGAGGACGAGAGGGUGCAGGCGUUGGACGACUUCGAGAUGCUCGUCGAGCAGAUCGACAACGCGAACAACCUCGAAAAGCUCAAGAUGUGGGAGCCCUUGCAUGCACUUCUCACCAACCCCACAUCGUCUGAAGAAAUUCAACGGCAUGUGCUCUGGGUCCUAGGCACUGCCGUCCAAAACAACCCGUCCGCCCAAGACUCU
Molecule: messenger RNA, 375 nt
Organism: Epithele typhae
Lineage: Eukaryota; Fungi; Basidiomycota; Agaricomycetes; Polyporales; Epitheliaceae
Product: nucleotide exchange factor Fes1-domain-containing protein
Exons: 2
Source: RefSeq, a predicted model, not a curated record